AUCUGAACUAUAGUAGUUCUCUCUGGUCCAUCCUCCUCUAUAGUCACCACCACCACAAAGUUCGUAGAGAGACAGAGAGAUGUCGGGCUGUGUGCAUUGUAUUUCUCCGCCGCCGGUGACCUUGUACACGUCUCGUACCUCUCCUUCAUCAGCUUCACGGUCAUCCUUCUCUUUUUCCGGCGAUGCCGUCCACUCUCUUUACCGUGUCCGACGUGUUACCAGAUCUCCAUCGAUGAUUUCCCCCAAAUUUCAGAUUGUGGCGGCUGAGAAAGCGAAGCCUCUGAAAAUUAUGAUAUCAGGAGCUCCUGCUUCUGGUAAAGGUACACAAUGCUAUGGUUUGGUGCAUAUCUCUGCUGGAGAUUUGCUGAGGGCUGAAAUCGCUUCUGGAAGUGAGAAUGGAAGACUGGCUAAAGAAUUUAUGGAGAAAGGACAACUGGUCCCUGAUGAAAUAGUUGUAAUGAUGGUCAAAGAUCGUUUGUCGCAGAAAGAUUCAGAGCAAACUGGAUGGCUUUUGGAUGGAUAUCCUAGGAGCUCAUCACAGGGAAAAGCUCUUAAGGGGUUUGGAUUCCAGCCUGAUCUUUUCAUUGUCCUGGAAGUUCCUGAAAAUAUUCUAAUUGAAAGAGUUGUUGGGCGUCGAUUGGAUCCUGUCACGGGAAAGAUCUACCACAUGAAGUAUUCUCCUCCAGAGACUGAAGAGAUUGCUGCUAGACUCACCCAACGGUUUGAUGAUACUGAAGAGAAGGCAAAACUGCGGCUAAAGACUCAUAACCAAAAUGUGACAGAUGUGCUUUCUAUGUACGACGAUAUAACUAUUAAGAUUGAGGGAAACCGUUCAAAAGACCAAGUGUUUGCCCAGAUCGACACUGCCCUGUCUGAAUUGCUCCAACAGAGAAACACCGCUCCAAGUUCACUAUUAAGCUGAAUCAUUCUUGGUACAAACCUGAGGAAGUGUUUGCCCGUAUCGAUACUGCUCCGUCUCAAUUGCUUCAACAGAUGAUGUUCACUCUGAAGUUGAAUCAUUCUUGGCAAGACCUAACCAGCGGUAAAUAUACCCUAUUACAUUCAUCAAAUUCGGUUGAUAACACUUGUAUUGCAAUAACACUCUUUUUUGUUGUUAGUAAGACAAUGUAUGUCUACCUCAAACCUCAGAAAUAUGCCACCUUCUUAUAAUCUGUAGAUUUACUGAAAAGAACCCAAUGUGUUGUCUUGUUACAAAUGACAACCAUGAAGAAUAGAACUGGUGUACUAAGUGAGUUUUAGGA
Camelina sativa (false flax) is the source of this 1262-nucleotide messenger RNA. The record is from RefSeq and is a predicted model, not a curated record. NCBI's taxonomy places the organism in Eukaryota, Viridiplantae, Streptophyta, Magnoliopsida, Brassicales, Brassicaceae.